Molecule: messenger RNA, 861 nt
Organism: Ostrea edulis (European flat oyster)
Lineage: Eukaryota; Metazoa; Mollusca; Bivalvia; Ostreida; Ostreidae
Exons: 3
Coding region: 1-444 (147 amino acids)
Source: RefSeq, a predicted model, not a curated record
AUGUAUUUUGCUUUGCAUUUACUAGGUGCCGCAGACAGUUAUUGUUAUUACGACUAUUCCUACAGCUACAGUUACUAUUACUGUUACUAUGACGAUAUAUCUGUUGGAACAAUAAUCGGAGCCGUGGUCGGAGGAAUUGUCGGAUUCAUCCUGCUGUGUGUCUUAAUUGCUGUUCUCUGUAUUUGCGUAUGCAAAAAGAAAACAUCAGGAACAGUUAUCCAACCCGGGACUGUCAGUUCCACAGUGACGUCCUCAGCAGUAUACAAUUCCUAUCCAAAUUAUCCCCAGCAACAAGGAUGGGGCGCACAGCAUGUACAGCCUAGUGCCCCAAGCUAUCCUGGAUAUGGACAACAGCAGUAUCCACCCCAGGUAUCCCAACCAAUGCCCCCGCCGACCUAUGCUGAGAACGUGGUAACGGGACAACCUCCACAGAAUACCAACUAAUUUCAUUGUAAUGGUUUUCUCCUAAACACGUGAACUUCUCGUAGCUUUCAAAGGACGUAAGGGAUGAAAUUACUGAUGCUACUGUACAUGAAAUAUUUAAUAGUGUGAGUCUAUAUUUAUUGAUAAUUUUCUUAUGUUUGAUGAUUCUGUGUUUAAUUUAAGUUUCCGUCCUAAAGUAGAUGUGAUAUUAUGAUUAAAUUUAUGGUUAUUUCCAUUAAAAAUCUGUUUAUAAACUUUUCGGUAAGUUUUGUUCUCUGUAACAGUACAUCUCUAGAACUUUAUUCUGUGAGAUAUUGGUAUGCUGAUGUUUAUUAACACGUAUAUUUGCCAUACUCCGGACAAAUCUUAUUUUUUGCUAGCGAGGAAAUGCUUUUGGUCGUUGUUAAACAAUAUUAAAUAAACAAAUGUUUGUUUUUU